AUGGAUCAGUAUCUAAAAAUACAAGACCAGGUCCAGGAAGAGGUGAGCAGGGAGAUAGGAAGUCGUCAAGUGCAGGUCGAGGACAGGAAGAACCUGCACUUCACCAACGCUGUCAUCCAUGAUACACAGAGACUGGCCAACAUCGCCCCAAUGUCACUUCCUCACAGAACUACCCAAGAUGUCACCUUUCAGGGUUACGUCAUUAAGAAGGGGACCGCAGUAACUCCUCUCUUAACAUCUGUCCUGUAUGAUGAGAGUGAGUGGGAGAGGCCACACAGCUUUUAUCCUGCUCACUUCCUGGACAAAGAGGGGAAGUUUGUGAAGCGAGAAGCCUUCAUGCCUUUUUCUGCAGGUCAUAGAGCUUGUCCUGGAGAGAGUUUGGCCAGGGUGGAGCUCUUCAUCUUCUUCACCACACUCCUGCAGCACUUUCGCUUCACUCCUCCUCCUGGAGUUUCAGAGGAUGAACUGGAUCUGACUCCACAUGUGGGCUUCACCCUCGACCCCUUACCUCACAAAUUGUGUGCUGCUCCUGUACAUGAGGAAGAGGAGGGCUUGAGAAUUUAAAAA
Sander lucioperca (pikeperch) is the source of this 567-nucleotide messenger RNA. RefSeq names its product cytochrome P450 2K1-like. Gene Ontology annotation, cellular component: intracellular membrane-bounded organelle; cytoplasm. Gene Ontology annotation, biological process: xenobiotic metabolic process. Gene Ontology annotation, molecular function: iron ion binding; oxidoreductase activity, acting on paired donors, with incorporation or reduction of molecular oxygen, reduced flavin or flavoprotein as one donor, and incorporation of one atom of oxygen; heme binding. Lineage: Eukaryota; Metazoa; Chordata; Actinopteri; Perciformes; Percidae. The record is from RefSeq and is a predicted model, not a curated record. The transcript is spliced from 5 exons. Bases 1 to 564 code for a protein of 187 amino acids.